AUGCUAGGAUUCAUUUAUAAAGAUGGUCUCGUGUCAGCGGGAAACAGAAUAUUUCCGGGUGUUCGAGGCGGAUUUGCAAUCGAAUUGUUGAUCAUCGAAAGAAAGUCUGCUUUCGAGGAGAUGACGGUGCCAGCAACAUACAGCGCGUUUCGACGUGGGCAGGGUGAGAACACGGAGGCCAUUAUUCCAUCUAUUGAACGCACCCCAUCGCUACAGUCAAGUGAGGUUCUGAUUCGCAUUCACGCCGUCUCUUUGAACUAUCGAGACGUUGGAAUGCUCCACGGCCGAUAUCCUGUUUCAGUCAAAGACCAGGGAAUUCCAGCAUCUGACUGUGCCGGGGAGGUGAUUGCUGUCGGAUCGGCAGUCAGCAAAGUAUCAUUGGGAGACCGCGUGUCCCCAAUUUUCGACUUGAGGUACAUUGACGGGGUAGAUCCUGAAAGCAAGGUUGCUCAACUAGGCGGAAAUAUUGAUGGAGUCCUGCGUCAGUAUGCUGUCUUUGAUGAGAGCGUCCUUGUUCAUAUUCCACCACAUCUUUCCUGGGCUGAGGCUUCGUGUAUAACAUGUGCCGGCACUACAGCUUGGAAUGCCUUGGAGAUGAAUGAAUCUCACGAAGGCGAAAGGAGUGCUCUGAUGCUUGGUAUGCUCAAAACCCGACCUUUUGAUGUCAGAAAGUUGUCCGGAACUGGGGGCGUCAGUUUGUUCGCUCUGUUGAUCUGUAUAGGCGCCGGUAUUCGUCCGAUAAUUACAUCUUCUUCUGAUAAGAAGCUGCAGGAUGUCACAGCUUUUGGUCCAACUGGUGCUAUUGAUACCAUCAAUUAUCGUGAAAAUCCUGACUGGGAAGAAUGUGUAGCUCAUCUGACAGCAGAGAAAGGUGUUGACAUUGUGCUCGAAACUGUCGGUGGCAUGAGCAUCAAGAAGAGUGUCAACUCUAUGUCGACCCGCGGGCAGAUCUCCUGGAUCGGGUUCCUGGGGGGGGCUGCAACUAGACGACUUUGUCAAAUCCUUGGGAGAGCUUUUUUUGAAAGUCGGGCAAUUCAAGUUGGGUCGAAGGCUGACCAAGAAAAUCUUUGCCGAUUUCUCGAAGAGAAUCACAUUUCGUUGAAACCGAUCAUUGGGAAGACAUUUGACUUCUUCGAAUCUCCUGCGGCUUUCGACUAUCUCUACUCAGGACAAUGCCUUGGGAAAGUUGUAAUUACAGUGUCUCAUUGA
Penicillium cosmopolitanum is the source of this 1209-nucleotide messenger RNA. Its product is annotated as zinc-dependent alcohol dehydrogenase family protein. Gene Ontology annotation, molecular function: oxidoreductase activity. Bases 1 to 1209 code for a protein of 402 amino acids. NCBI's taxonomy places the organism in Eukaryota, Fungi, Ascomycota, Eurotiomycetes, Eurotiales, Aspergillaceae. The record is from RefSeq and is a predicted model, not a curated record. The transcript has 4 exons.